Molecule: messenger RNA, 2454 nt
Organism: Diaporthe amygdali
Lineage: Eukaryota; Fungi; Ascomycota; Sordariomycetes; Diaporthales; Diaporthaceae
Exons: 3
Coding region: 1-2454 (817 amino acids)
Biological process (GO): nucleobase-containing compound metabolic process
Cellular component (GO): cytoplasm; nucleus
Molecular function (GO): 3'-5' exonuclease activity; nucleotide binding; nucleic acid binding
Source: RefSeq, a predicted model, not a curated record
AUGGUAAUCAGUGAUGAUAACCAGCAGCUCUUCCCCUCGGAUCCCGGAGCCCGUCAGCAGAAUGACAGUGACGCUGCUAUGGGUGACUCCAAGCGCGACGGGGCGAGAUGGCCGCUCUCCUUCCAGAUGAGCCCGACUGGCCACCGGUUCUGGAGCCACAAACUGUACCGCGGUCCGCAGGACCAACCAGUAAGGGUGCUUUACAGCAGGACCAAGCUCGAGUCGGACGAGAUCGCCCAUGAAUUCCUCAGCGAGAAGGUUGUCGGCUUUGAUAUGGAAUGGCCCUGGGACGCCAAUAGCACAGACGCACGUCUACAGCAGAGAAUCGGUCUAAUUCAGAUCGCCUGUGAGGACAAGAUUGCACUUUUCCAUAUCGGCUUGCAUUCUGGAAGUACUGCAAAGGACCUGUUGGCACCAUCACUGCGAAAACUCAUCGAGGACCCUGCCAUCGCCAAGUGUGGAGUCGCCGUUCACAAUGCGGAUUUUGCUCGAUUGCAGCAAUGGUUUGGCCUCAAACCGCGCGGUGCAUUCGAGCUGAGCCAUCUGCACAAUUUGGUCACCCAUGGUGCCUCCAGCCCCACAAAGUGUACCACGAAGCUUAAAAAGUUGGCUGUGCAGGUCGAGCAGCAUCUGGGCCUUCCGCUCUUCAAGGGGAAGGUGAGGACCAGUAACUGGAGCGAGCCACUUAGCAAGGACCAAGUCAAUUAUGCUGCUGCAGAUGCAUAUGCUGGUUUCAUGUUAUAUCACUGCAUGAACGCGAAGAGAGCGGCCAUGGACCCUACUCCUCCGCCACCUGUCUACGCUGAGACAUACAGGCACACAUUCCGAGGGCAGCCGCCGAAACAGCCACUUCAACUGGCACCGGUAGAUGGGGAUGUAACCCCUUUGAGCGUUUUGCAUUUCUACAAAACGUUAGAAGACGCUGCUGAGGAUCAAUCGGACGCACAGUCAGCGGAUGGGGAAGCUGAACCCAGGCAGCGCGACCAGGCCGCAGCUGAUCAGGAAGUUUCUUGCCAAUCCAACGACGAUUGUGAGUAUGUCAGAAUCGGUCGGCGUGGCAAACACGUCCUCUUUGCCAAGGCUGCAGAUGUCGGCGUGGAUGUCAUACAACAACUACGAGAUCAGCAUGCUGCCGAACAGCAACGAGCAGAAAUACCGGCUGGCACAUCACCACCGAAGAUAGCAGUAGCGACAUCAAAAUCCUCAAAAGCCAAGAGAGCCGCGCCAGCCGUGGAGUCCGGGAUCCUCGAUGAGACCAGGACAGAACUCCUGUUUCGAGAGCUCAGGAAACAUCGCAGGGACCUGGCGAAAGAACGCGAAUGCCCUCCAUUCGUCAUUGCUCAUGACAGCCUACUUCACGCGAUAUCUCGAAAAUGCCCACGAAGAGAUGUUGAAUUGCUGCGCAUAAAAGGCAUCGGGAAGAAGAAAGCAGCCGAUUGUGGUGCAGCUUGGUUAGCGAUUGUGAGAAAUUUCGUCGAGAACUCGGGUAUCGAUGGAUUCGGAGCGAAUGACGGCAGUCCGCAGGGCACUCCAGCUGUGCCCGCGGCCUCACAACAUGAAAUGCCUGCUUCGCAGGUAAAUUUUGAGGAACCCGACCGAUCAACUCCUAGCUUGCACACGGGACUAUCGUUCAGUAUGCAAAACGCAAGUCUGGACCACGAGAAAGAUGACAAGGACGUCGUAGAUGCCCUUGAUGAGGAUGAGGCAUCAGACGACGAAUUGGCGUUUGCAAUUCCCCGGAGAGAGCCUUUCCCAUCUGUUCUCAAGCGCAAGCGAGACGACGUAGACGCGGACCAGAAGCUUGCUUCAAUGCGGCCGAGACAGCCCCAGAGAAGAUACCAGACAGUAGCAGAGGGAGCGAAGUUACCACCUCAACCAUCACCAGCAGUAACUAUCACGCCGCUACCCCAGCUCUUGUCAACACUACCUCGAAAUGACUCAGAGUCAACCUCUCUAUUGUUGCAGAGUCCUUGCGCCGACCGUGAGAGUACGCUCGCCGCCCAAGACGAUACCAGAACGACAGCUCUAGCGCCCGCGGGCCAACUCCCGCCAGACGCCAUGAGCAAGAUCCAUCCAAUACAACGUUCGACAGUAAAGCCUGGCAUAGAUCCAUUACCUACCGCUAGACAAUCGAAUGACAGUGAACUCCAGUGCAGGAUACUCCGCAACAAGAUCAUCGCCUUCAACAAGCUUGUAAACACCACCGUACAAUUGCCAGUGAGCACGAUCGAACACCUUGCGCAUCAACCCCCGAGGACGAUGGAGGAGCUUCUGCAAGUCCCGGGCAUCAUGCCCUUUGCUAACGCGUACUUCGCCCAGGGCUACACCGUCGUCAACUGGAAGCGGGACUUUAGCAAGUACCGGUUUGAGAGGGGCCGUGAUGUGGCAUUCUCCGGUGAGGACAUCUCUCAGCAGGCAGCCAGUCAGUCAGUCUCUGAGGUGAAGUUGAAGUGA